CGCGGCAGCGGGCACGCGCAGGCGCUGCCAUGGCGACGGCGGCGGAGGAGCAGGGCCGGGCGGCGGCGCGGGAGGAAGCCCCGGAUGGCGCCCGCGAUGAGGCCGCGGCCGGCGCUGAGGAGACGGUGAAGAUCAUCUGCCUGGGCGACAGCGCCGUGGGCAAGUCCAAGUGCGUGGGGCGCGGGCGUCCCGCGGGUUGUGCGGGGGGUCCCGCGGAGCCGGUGGCGCGGCUGACGGGACGCGUGCUCGCUCUCUCCGCAGGCUGCUGGAGCGGUUCCUGCUCGAUGGCUUGUAUCCUUGGCAGCGGGGCGGCGGGCAGGCUCGGCGGCGCGCGGGGCGCGGCCCGGCGGCUCUGGCCUCACGGUGGCUCCUUAGCGCGGCGCAGCCAGCCCCAGCAGCUCUCCACGUUCGCCCUGACGCUGUACCAGCACCGCGCCCGGGUGGGCGGCCAGGAGGUCCGCGUGGACUUCUGGGACACAGCGGGCCAGGAGCGCUUCCGGAGCAUGCACGCCUCCUACUACCACCAGGCCCAUGCCUGCAUCAUGGUGUUUGAUGUGCAGCGGAAGGUCACCUACAAGAAUCUGAACAGCUGGUACAAGGAGCUGAGGGAAUUCCGCCCAGAGAUCCCGUGCAUUGUAGUGGCCAACAAGAUUGAUGCGGAUAUGAAGGUGACCCAGAGAAGCUUCAACUUUGCCCGGAAGUUCAGUUUGCCCUUUUACUUUGUGUCUGCUGCCGAUGGCACCAACGUGGUGAAGCUCUUCAACGAUGCCAUCAGACUGGCCGUGGCUUACAAACAGCACUCAGGCGACUUCAUGGACGAGGUCCUGCGGGAGCUGGAGGUAGGGAAGACUCUGUCCCUGCUCUGUCUUGAGUCCUGUCGGAUGAGCAGUUCUGCCCUUUUCCCCUGUGGCAAAGCGGGGAAACUGCAGCACGGGAAGCUUUGCCCUCUGCUGGGCUUUGCGUGCUGCUCAGUCUGGGCUGGGAGGGGGGAAGUGAGAGCCAUCACAAGAGCUCUCACUGCCUAGGAGGAGUCUAAAAGAGCCUCCACAGCAGACACAGUUGUUGCAGUCUGUGUCAUUUCUCAGCAGUUCCUUGUCCUGCUCCUUUCCAGAGCUUUGAUCUGCAGAACACGAGCAAGGAUUUGUCAGAUAAAGGGAAGAGCUGCACUGAAGAGGAGUCCUCAUCUGCCUAGGCUGGACCCUGAGCCUGUUUUCCCCUUGGCUCUGGACUUCUGGGGCCUGCAUGGAGGACAGUGAUGCUUCUCAUGCCCUAGAGCUGUUGUGAUGGGCAGCUGGGCCUCUUCCCUUCUUGUGGGAGCCUACCUGGGCAGGAUCUUCAUUGGCUUGGCCCUCGCUGCUGCACACUUCACUCAGGAGAGGGAUGGGAGAAUCCACAUGAUUCCAUAUGGAUGGUGGCUCAUUUCUACUGCUCCUUCAGGACAGAGCUGCCUAGGAGAAGUGAGCCAUCCUGGACCUGCAGGAGGGAUCCUGCCCAGGUGCUGUAGUGGUACCUGCUGCAGAAAGCAAACACUAAAGGAUGUUUUUUACA
Messenger RNA from Onychostruthus taczanowskii (white-rumped snowfinch), 1548 nucleotides. Its product is annotated as rab-like protein 2A. Bases 30 to 1025 code for a protein of 331 amino acids. Gene Ontology annotation, molecular function: GTP binding; GTPase activity. NCBI's taxonomy places the organism in Eukaryota, Metazoa, Chordata, Aves, Passeriformes, Passeridae. Gene Ontology annotation, biological process: nucleocytoplasmic transport; intracellular protein transport. The transcript is spliced from 5 exons. Gene Ontology annotation, cellular component: Golgi apparatus; endomembrane system; endosome. The record is from RefSeq and is a predicted model, not a curated record.